Messenger RNA from Habropoda laboriosa, 3943 nucleotides. RefSeq names its product poly(rC)-binding protein 3 (gene mub). Gene Ontology annotation, biological process: regulation of RNA metabolic process; regulation of gene expression. The transcript has 8 exons. The record is from RefSeq and is a predicted model, not a curated record. Gene Ontology annotation, molecular function: mRNA binding. Gene Ontology annotation, cellular component: nucleus; cytoplasm. NCBI's taxonomy places the organism in Eukaryota, Metazoa, Arthropoda, Insecta, Hymenoptera, Apidae. Bases 344 to 1735 code for a protein of 463 amino acids.
AGAGAACGAGGCAGAUUCGUUCGCGUUCCGCCGAGGUGGUGCAGUUUUCCAGUGUCGCGUAGAGUGUAGUGUUUUUCUUCCUUUCCCCCGUUUCCGAGCAUCGAGUGUAGUGUGCGUCACGGUGAGGCGAAGCAGACCUAUCCCCGAUGAUUAAGGAGUGCAUUUAGUGCAAGGACUGAGCAUACCUGGGAGCGUUUGAAAAGCACGUCCCACAGACCCCUCCAGCCAAAAUCACUCGCCUAACCUUUCCCCUGCCCACCUUAUCCUGCCUCUUAUCCUUCCCCUUUCCCCCGCAAAUUUCGAGAAGACCUCCCGUCUAAAUCACAGCAUCUGUGACUCCAUUAUGGACAGUAUGGAUGGUAGCAAACCUGUUUUGAACGAUGACCCUUCGGUCACCCUGACCAUCCGCCUGAUUAUGCAGGGCAAGGAGGUCGGAAGCAUCAUUGGAAAGAAAGGAGAGAUCGUCAAGAGGUUCCGGGAAGAGUCCGGCGCGAAGAUCAACAUCUCCGACGGAUCAUGCCCCGAGCGAAUAGUGACGGUGACCGGGCCGACGAACUCGAUCUUCAAAGCUUUCACGCUGAUCUGCAAGAAGUUCGAGGAAUGGUGCUCGCAGUUCCACGACAUCCAGGGCGGCGGUGGUGUGCCAAGGCCGCCUAUCACGCUCAGGCUGAUCGUGCCAGCAUCGCAGUGUGGCUCCCUGAUCGGCAAGGGAGGCUCGAAGAUCAAGGAGAUCCGCGAGGUGACCGGCGCGUCGAUCCAGGUCGCCUCAGAGAUGCUACCCAAUUCGACGGAACGUGCUGUAACCAUAUCCGGUACCAGCGAGGCCAUCACGCAGUGCAUAUAUCACAUCUGCUGUGUUAUGCUAGAGUCCCCUCCCAAAGGUGCCACGAUCCCUUAUCGCCCCAAACCCCAAGUUGGUGGGCCAGUGAUCCUGGCUGGUGGGCAAGCCUACACCAUCCAGGGUAAUUACGCGGUGCCCGCCCACUCGGACGUAAGUACAGUAUUGCCAUUGCCCGCGCCCGCUGCCGGGCCCACCCCGCCCUCGCUGAACACCCAAACUUUGACGACUUCGCCCUUCGCGGCCCACCCCUCAUCCUCGGCCUUUGCCGCUUCUCACGGGCAUCCGCUCCUAUCCACGGCCCACCUUACCACCCCACAUCAUCCUCUCCACCCGAGCCCCUUACACGCCAGCGUGGCAGGCCUCGCCGACCCCCUGCUGAAGAGUGGACACUUGCAGGCAGCCCUCCCGCCCGCACACCUCGUGGCAGACGCCAUGGGUAAGCUUGGUAGCAAUCCGUUGGCUGGACUCGCGGCUCUGGGCCUUGGAGGCCUUGCCACACCUGCCAACACGGGGGGAUUGAAUCCGGCAGCACUGGCGGCUCUCGCUGGUAGCCAAUUACGAACCAGCAACACGAACAGGCAACAGCCAGCGGCGAACAAUCAGACGCACGAGAUGUCGGUGCCGAACGAGCUGAUCGGCUGCAUCAUCGGCAAAGGUGGCACCAAGAUCGCGGAGAUACGCCAGAUCUCCGGCGCAAUGAUCAGAAUCAGCAACUGCGAGGAGAGAGAGGGCGGCGCCACCGAUCGUACGAUCACUAUAACCGGAAAUCCGGACGCUGUGGCAUUGGCACAGUAUCUCAUCAACAUGAGGAUAACGCAGGAAACGACGGGAAUCUCGAUACCCGCGUACCACUUCAUCUCGCCGGACCACAUCGUUAAGUCGCCGAUCCACUAAAAGUGGUGAGACACACACACACUCACACGUAUGUCGUUGUCGUCGUCGAAAAGGACGCGGGGCGUCACGACGCGCACGCGAAGCUGUCAAUGGCAUCUGGAGCUGGGCCACGCACUGUGUUCAACCAGCUUGCUAAUCGACACACACACACGCAACCACACACGUUCAUAGAUACCACAGUUACAGAGAGAGAGAAACACACACACACACACACACACGCAUCACAUACUUUAUAGAGACACGUGCGUCACACAUAUACUUGGUUAAAAAGCGACAACAACAGAAAAGGAAAAAUCGAGGAGGAAGAAAAGGAGAAGAAGAAGAAGAGGAGAUACGAAGAGACACACUGUUUAAGCGGAGAACGUGAAUGAGAAAAGAUAUAUGGGACACACGUCGAAAGGGGAAGGGAGGCACACACAGAAACACACAAUUUACACAUACGUACCCGUGACACUGGUUACGUUAAAAAAUGGUUGUACAGAGGGUGGGAAGAUUACACACACGCAUACAUAUAUACAGAGGUAUAGAGACACACACGUGAGAAUAUUGUGCGCGCGCUCUCGACAAGUGAAUCACCGAGGUGUACAUAAGAGGCGAGAGAAGCAGAUAGAAAGAGUGGGUGAGAGAGAGAGAGAGUGAGAGAGGUAGAGAGAGAGAGAGAGAGAGGGAGAGAAAGGGAUUAAAUCGAGCACGCGCUUAACGAUUAACGAAUAUAGAAAAAUGCAAAAAUGAAGAAAAAAAUAAAAUUAAACAAAAACACGCAAAGUAGAGACGAGAAGAAGGCACGCACGCGCGUACACGGAUAUAUAUAUACUCGAGUGUACAAAACUUGUACAAAAAGAUAUUUAAACGAACAAAAUGAAACAAAGAAACAGAAGAAAACGAAAAAAAAAAAAAAAAGAAUAAUAAAUAAAGAAACAAAUAAGCAAGUAAAUAACGAUGCACGCCGCAGCCCGUCACACACACGCGGUGGCUGCUGCCGAUUGGUAAAGGGAACAAGCCAAAGAUACGUUAGUUUUCAUUUUUAUAUUUAAAAAAACGAGAGAAAAAAAAACAAAACGAGGAGCACGAGAGAGGCGGAAGUGUAAUUUACUAGGCUGAUCGAAAAUACGAGAUACAGGCCUCCCUCUGAGAUUCGAUUUUCCUUUCUGCGUUUCGGGUGUUGUGUAAAUUGCACAGGGUAAAACUGUCGGGUGCCUUCGGAAAAACGGAGACGAAAAUAUUUAGAAUUUUAGACAUUUCUUUUGUUUUGACGAUAUUUCCACUGAGUUGAAUAUGUGAAAGUAUGUUUAAUAUUACAUGUUAAAUUAUGGAUCUUUUUAACUGCAGUAAAAAUCGCGAGGGAAGAGAAAUAUCUAAAUUGCAGUUUACACACAUUUUCUUCGCUGCUUUUUUAAAAUAAGAUCGGCAGAAAUUAUCUUAGAACGAAAUGACGAUUUUAAUUAGUUGCUUAUUUUGGCAAAAUUCUGGAAUCACAAUUUCCGCGUACCUCGUGUCGAGUUUUCCGAAGACAGUAGUUUCAUCUCGUGCAAUUCAGAGCAGGUAAAUUAGUGGAAACCGAAGUCCAACGUCAGAAGGAGUGAUUUGAGAUUUUUGGCCAGCAUAGUACAAGAGAAUUAUUAUUAUAAUUAUUAUUAAUCAUGAAUGUGUGAAACAAGGACGCUGAAUAACUAUAUAAUAUUAUUAGGCCGGUUGUUAGCGUUUUUUCUAUUGCUGGGUAUUCUAAGGAAUGGAGACUGAUGGGUUUCUUUUCACCCAUUUAGCUAAUUUAAACGUCGAAUCAUCCGGACGGGAUGCGACCCCUCGUUGGACAUCCGUUCAAUCUCAUUCCCCGAGAUUGUUAUUUGAAAAUUAACAUCGUUCGAGGUAAUCUACGGAUACAGAGUGCACUUGGAAUUUUCUUAGUUUUUAAACACAUCGACGGUACCAUUGAAAGGAAAAGAAAUGGUCCCGAAAUGGUGUCCCAAUAUUCGUAGAAAUUUGGUGUUAAUUCGACACUUUUAAAUUCUCUUCUUGUUUAAUCGAUCAAUUUUUCCUCCAGCGCUAAAGAAAAAGGGACGACACUUUUUAAGAAGAAAAUUUUAUUUUAAAAAUGAGUCGAACGAAUCAAACUCCGAUGGACAGAUAUACGGAACAAGGAAUUGUACCAUUAUGGAAUUAUCGUGAAACUUCAGACUCGUUGUCACGAAAUCUUCAAGUGUUACUUUC